GGCAGCCAUAGAUGCCGAUCCUGAGAAACGGAUAGUGAUAUCUGAUCGUGUUGGGGUGAAAGCUAUUAUCAGUGGCAAUAAUCAGAGGGAUUCACGGGUGCUGAUCGGACUCAAUGACGAGAAUCCAGCCUACCACAAUGUGUACUCGUUCGAUUUACUGACCGAUUCAAUGACCCUGAUUCUGAAGAACAGUCGAUUUCCAAUGAUUGUUGUCGAUAAUGCCUUGAAUAUACGUCUGGUCGGUGAACAACAGCAGGAUGGAUCACUGAUGUACUUCAAGCCUUCUGCGAAAGCGAAUCCGGUAUCAUUGACGUCCGAUCAUGCAGAAUGGGAUGAAUAUCUACUGGUCCAACCUGAUGAUUUGGCAAUCACCUCGCCAGUAGCUUUCGAUAAGUCCAACCAGAACAUGUACUGGCUGUGGGGUGAUGAGCACAGUGACCUAGGAUCUCUGGUUAUGUUCCCAUUUGAUGCCGUUGAUCAAAAGGAAGUACUCUAUAGCGCUACACGUGCACAAAUCGGUACCAUCUUGAUCCAUCCCACUGAUAAGACUCUGUUGGCCGUCACAGAGGUUUACCACAAACCUGAACUGUUCGUCGCUAAUGACACGGUUAUGGACGAUCUACAGUAUCUGGUCAAUCUGCGUCCAUAUGGAUCCCUCCAGAUUCUUUCUAUGAGCCUAGAUAUGACAACAUGGCUAGUCACCUAUCUGUCGUCGGACAAACCUCAUGAAGUCUUCCUAUACCGUAGCUGGCUGAAAACGGCCGAAUUCCUGUUUAACACCCAUCCGGAACUGGAAAAGUAUAAACUGAAUCGCCAAGUCGGUUUUGAUUUCAAGACGAGAGACGACAUGGUUCUGCAAGCGUAUCUCAGUCUGCCACCUGAGGUUGCUCUCCGAACUGUCAACGAAGUCCCGGCUGCUGAUCGUACUUACGCUGAACUGGGAAUGCUCCCAGUCGAACCUCAGAAGCUAGUCGUCCUUGUUCAUGGUGGUCCAAAAGCCAGAGAUCACUAUGGUUACUCAUCAUUGAAUGUUUUCUUGACGAACAGAGGCUAUGCAGUACUUCAGGUCAACUUCCGUGGAAGUGUCGGAUUCGGCAAGCGCCUUACAAAUGCCGGAGACGGUGAAUGGGGCCGAAAGAUGCACUUCGAUAUUUUGGACGCAGUGGAAUUCGCUGUGGCGAAAGGCAUCACCAACAAAUCUCAGGUUGCUAUCAUGGGAGGAAGCUAUGGUGGCUAUGAAACGCUGGCUGCACUGUCGUUUACUCCGGACGAGUUCGCAUGUGGUGUGGAUAUAGUUGGUCCAUCGAAUCUGGUCACCUUGCUUGAGGCGGUACCACCAUACUGGCGUGGCUUCUAUAAAGAUCUCGUCCGAAUGGUUGGAGGCGAUAUCGACACUGAGGAAGGUCGUCAAUCGCUAACCGCUCGUUCGCCGCUGCAUUUCGCUGAUCGUGUGAAAAAGCCCCUGAUGAUUCUCCAAGGAGCAAAUGAUCCCCGCGUGAAGCAACAGGAAUCUGACCAGUUCGUAGCCGCACUGAAGAAGAACAACAUCCCUGUAAGUUACGUCCUCUAUCCAGACGAGGGACAUGGCUUUAGAAAGGUUAGUAAUUAUAGUUGCUAUUAG
Messenger RNA from Haemonchus placei, 1621 nucleotides. Lineage: Eukaryota; Metazoa; Nematoda; Chromadorea; Rhabditida; Trichostrongylidae. The record is from the annotation of a GenBank genome assembly.